This is a messenger RNA of Cadophora gregata, 3973 nucleotides long. RefSeq names its product Condensin complex subunit (gene YCS4). NCBI's taxonomy places the organism in Eukaryota, Fungi, Ascomycota, Leotiomycetes, Helotiales, Ploettnerulaceae. Gene Ontology annotation, cellular component: nucleus; condensed chromosome, centromeric region. The transcript is spliced from 4 exons. Gene Ontology annotation, molecular function: histone binding. The coding region runs from base 206 to 3787 and encodes 1193 amino acids. Gene Ontology annotation, biological process: mitotic chromosome condensation; mitotic cell cycle; meiotic chromosome condensation. The record is from RefSeq and is a predicted model, not a curated record.
GCCGUUGCGGGCAGCACAGGGUUCCUAUCAGUGGUGUUCGGUGGGGUUAGCAACAGGACAACACGCUUUCCCCGAAGGAGACGCGAACAAAACAACGGAAAACCGCGACUGUCAACAAACCCCCCGGUCGAGAUCUUGCGACAACCACAACCAUCCUGUUGAUGUCCACACACUUGCAGCAGAACACUGCGCAUACAUCGCCAACAUGGAUACGAUAAAUUUCGACAUUAACGAUGUUCUCAAACAUUACAUGAGCGAUCCUGCGACCGUCGCAACCCCAGAAGCAGAUUCAAAUCUCGUCGACUGCGAAAACGACCCUGAAGCCCUCACUAAUUCCCUGAUCAACACAGUUCUCAACCCGAUCGUGGACUCAGUUGCAGAAAAUCCAGAUGCCAUCACCAGAAGCUCAUCUUUUGAUUCCCUACAGUUUCUCUUAAAAUCCUCAUCGGUCCUCCCCACGCAUGCCCUUUCGAAGAUCCUCGACCUGAUCGUUUCUGGGCUUUCCACCGAAGCCGAUGUCAUACACAAUGAUCUCGAGACCGACGAACAAGAACUGAUCUCCCACCACAAACAGUUGCUAGAAGUCUUUGGCUUCUUGUUACAAUGGACCAUUGCAGCGGUCGAGACGAAGGCAGCAGAGAAAUCUAGUACAGCGCCAGCUGCUAGAGGGAGAGGAAAAGGUGCAAAAUCCAAGGCCGCUGCUGGGAAAGAUAAAGAUGGAAACUGGGACUCCAGCGCCCAGCUGCAGACUGCUUUGGAUACCAUGUGUAAGGUCCUGAAGUUGAAGCUGUCUAAGAUCUUCUUAACGACCUCGGAACGGGAUACAUUCAUCAGUCUGUUUACAAGACCGGUAUAUAUGGUUCUGGAGAGUGAGCAGAGAGUCAAGAAUACUGCGAUUCGGAUGCACGCAUUCAAGGUACUUUGUAUAGCAGUCAAGCACCACGGGCAUGGUUAUGCUGCCCAGAUAUCUAUUGUCCAGAACUUGACAUACUUCGAGCAUCUUGCAGAGCCCAUGGCUGAAUUUCUCCACAUUCUUUCGGAACAAUACGACUAUCCUCAACUAGCAGACGAAAUCCUUCGCGAGCUGAGCAACAAGGAGUUUAACAGCAAUGAUACCAAAGGCCCAAAAUCGGUCUCCACAUUCAUUGUCAAGCUCUCCGAAUUAGCCCCCAGACUGGUCAUCAAGCAAAUGACGAUGUUGGCCAAACAGCUAGACAGCGAGUCUUAUGCUCUUCGUUGUGCUCUUAUCGAAGUAUGUGGAAAUCUGGUAGCUGAUCUCAGCAAGCAAGAGGAACGCGGUGACAAUCAUAAGUCACAGUUGAAUGCCUUCUUUGAUGUUUUGGAAGAGCGAUUCCUCGAUAUCAACCCGUACUGCAGAUGCCGAACCAUCCAAGUAUACAUCAAACUUUGCGAUCUGGAGCAGAAAUUCCCAAAGCGCAGACAGAAGGCCGCUGAGUUAGCAGCAAGAAGUCUUGAGGACAAGAGCAGCAACGUUCGUCGAAAUGCCAUUAAGUUGCUUGGGACUCUUAUCAAGACUCAUCCAUUCAGUAUCAUGCACGGUUCCCAACUCUCACUAAAGGAAUGGAAUGCUCGAUUGGAUGCUGUGGAUGCCGAGUUGAACUCCCUGAAACCUCCGGCGGAGACUCCUGGACUUGUUGAUACGACGAAAGCCGAUGUUACUGUUGACCCCGCGCUUUUGGAUGAUGCUACUGUCAUGCAGUCUGAUUCGCCACAAAAGCCAAUGAGUGAUGAACAAAAGAUUGCGGCUAUGAAGAAAGCUCAGGAGGACGCUGCAACAUCCGAAGCUAUCAACAAGCUCACGUUGACGAGGAGAUACUAUGUUGAGGCUUUGAAGUUUAUCGAAGUAUUACAUGGUGCCACCACUACCAUUUGCCAACUUCUUGGAUCCAAGAACAAGAGCGAGGUCAUUGAAGCCAUGGAGUAUUUCGAAAUCGGUGAUGCGUACAACAUCGAGCAGAACAAGCUUGGUAUUCGACGGAUGCUGCGACUCAUCUGGACUAAAGGCAACAGUGAUGAAGGAAAGGGUGUUCAAAAUCACCUUAUCGAGUGCUACAAGCGUCUCUUUUUCGAAGCGCCAGACUCCUACACGGCCAACGAUGCUGCUAAUUACAUUGCCCGAAACAUGAUCAGUUUGACCUUCGGUGCAACUCCAGCCGAAUUGACAUCCCUGGAACAACUUCUCAGCACCAUGAUGAAAGCAAACCAUAUUUCUGAACUUGUUGUUCAAAAACUUUGGCAAGUCUACGGCGUGCAGAAGCGGGAAAUCUCCAAGAGCCAAAGACGGGGAGCUAUUAUCGUUCUUGGCAUGCUGGCAACCGCAAAGCCUGAGAUUGUUGUUGGAGAAAUGGAAACCAUGCUGAGAAUAGGGUUGGGAGGUCUUGGUCGAUCAGAUCUCCAGCUGGCGAAGUAUACUUGCAUAGCCCUUCGACGGAUCAACCCAACAGGUCGACAAGCCAAGGAGACUGCAGUGCAGCCUUCAAAGCUCCCCAAUGAUCAUGCCGUUCUCCUCAAGCUUAGUGCCAUCGUCGAAAUCGAGUCGGACAACAAGGAGUGGUAUGGUGUUGCCGAGCAGGCGAUUAAUGCGAUCUAUACUUUAUCGAAACACCCGGACACGCUUUGCUCGGAGAUCUUGAGGAGGAAAACGAAGUACGUCUUCCAGAAACGUACCGCGAAGACUCCCGAGCCUGAGGAACAAGCCGGCGAAGACACUCAGAUGGUGUCACCUCCCCCUGAGCAACCUGCCGAACCGGAGCCUAAACUCAAAGGAUCUAUCGCGCUCUCGCAACUUCUUUUCAUCGUCGGCCAUGUUGCAAUCAAGCAAAUCGUCCAUUUAGAACUUUGCGAAUUGGACUUCAAGCGAAGGAAAGCCGAAGCCGAGAAGAACAAGCCAACUUCUGAAGCGCCAGCGGAUAAGGCUGCCAAAGAAGCGGCCGAUGAUCUCGACAUGAUUGGUGGUACUACAGAAGAUGAUUUCACUGAAGCCAUGUCACAUAUCCGUGAGCGAGAGCUUCUCUAUGGCGAACAAUCUCUUCUCGCCAAUUUCGGUCCGCUUGUAUCGGAAAUUUGCUCGAACAACACCACCUACAAGGAUCGUAAUCUCCAAGCAGCCGCUACGUUGUGCCUCGCCAAGCUCAUGUGUGUGAGUUCAGAAUACUGUGAGGCCAAUCUACCACUUCUGAUCACCAUCCUUGAGCGUUCGAAGGAUCCUAUCACUAGAUCCAACGUCGUUAUCGCCCUGGGCGAUAUGGCGGUCUGCUUCAAUCACCUCAUCGACGAGAACACAGACUUCCUCUACCGCCGCCUGAACGACAAGGACGCAAGUGUGAAGCGGACAUGCUUGAUGACUCUUACCUUCCUCAUCUUGGCAGGUCAAGUCAAGGUCAAGGGACAAUUAGGAGAAAUGGCUAAGUGCUUGGAGGACGAUGACAAGAGAAUUGCAGAUCUAAGUCGCAUGUUCUUCACCGAGUUGAGCACCAAGGACAAUGCAGUGUACAAUCACUUUGUUGAUAUGUUCAGUUUGUUGAGUGCCGAGAAGGACUUGGAAGAGGAUGCUCUCAAGAGAAUCAUUAAGUUCCUCGCUGGGUUUAUUGAGAAGGACAAGCAUGCCAAGCAACUCGCAGACAAACUUGCUGCCAGGCUUGCCAGAUGCGAGACGGAGCGACAGUGGAAUGACGUUGCUUACGCACUGAGCUUGCUCCAGCACAAGAACGAGGAGAUAACUAAGCUGGUGACUGGUGGCUUUAGGGUUAUUCAGGCUAGUGCUUAAGGGAAUGAAGUCGAGGAAACUUGUAUGAUGAAUGAUGUAAUGAGCAUUUGUGGUGGGAGGCUCGGCUGGGACGGGGCGGCGAUGGGGCGUGUCGGCGUUUGUGUUGCUCUACCUAAGUCUGAUUGUUUGUUUGCCAUGGUAUGGGUUAGAAAUGCUGCGUAAUGAAUACAAAUCACAUUCUCCAAA